This is a messenger RNA of Panicum virgatum (switchgrass), 471 nucleotides long. Its product is annotated as transcription factor BHLH133-like. Gene Ontology annotation, biological process: regulation of DNA-templated transcription. The coding region runs from base 1 to 471 and encodes 156 amino acids. The record is from RefSeq and is a predicted model, not a curated record. The transcript has 2 exons. Gene Ontology annotation, molecular function: DNA-binding transcription factor activity; protein dimerization activity. NCBI's taxonomy places the organism in Eukaryota, Viridiplantae, Streptophyta, Magnoliopsida, Poales, Poaceae.
AUGGCGUUAGUGAGGGAGCACGCGGCGUACGGAGGCUUCGACAGCGCCGAGGCGGCGGACUUGGACGCGCUCGGCUACGGCCACGACGCGUUGCUGGGCCUUGACGCGGCGGCGCUAUUCGGGGGAGGGAGGUCCGCCGGCGCGGCGGCAUAUGUGGCGGGCGCCGGGACGAACGCCUGGACGAGCACCGGUUCGGCGUCCGUGCUGGCGUUCGACCGCGCCACGGCUGCGGCGGCGGCUGUGGGGGAGGAGGAGGAGUGCGACGCGUGGAUCGACGCUAUGGACCAGAGCGACGGCGCCGCCGCGAAUCGGGGGGAGCGGAUUAGCGAGCGGCUGCGAACGCUGCAAGAGCUGGUGCCCAACGGCACCAAGGCCGACCUGGUCACCAUGCUCGAGAAGGCCAUCAGCUACGUCAAGUUCCUCCAGUUGCAAGUCAAGGUUCUCGCAACGGACGAGUUCUGGCCGGCGUAG